Molecule: messenger RNA, 1201 nt
Organism: Punica granatum (pomegranate)
Lineage: Eukaryota; Viridiplantae; Streptophyta; Magnoliopsida; Myrtales; Lythraceae
Source: RefSeq, a predicted model, not a curated record
AGACGUCGUCUUCUUUUUUUUUUUUUUUUUUUUUUCUCUGCGGGCUGUCGGAGAGAAACCCUAAUCUUGGUCGAAGCCUUGCUCGAAGCUCCUGGAGUCGAUCCCUUGCUCGAAGCUCCUGGAGUCGUUGCUCAAAGCUCUUCUUGGAACUCUGAUCAGUUGAGUUCGGGUGAUCGGCGUGUUCUUUGCACUGAUCUACUUUGACCACUUGCAAAUAGUUUAUCUUUGGCCGAGCUGAGGUAUCCCAACACACGAAUGUUUCCGGACCAAAAAUUCUUCGAAAUCCGGACCUAAACCGGAUGGGAUUUGUGAACCGGUCAGUUUUCUUCCUGCUUGGCCUCUCUCAAACAUUUCCAAAAGCCCAGCCCAUUAGAAAGCCCAGUCCAUUAAAUAUGACGUGGUCAGUCAAGUUUCCAUCUCUCACUGUCUCUCCAGAAACAUACUCACAUUUCUGCUGCUUCAUAUUCGAGCUCCAAUUUCUCUUCUCCAUUGUCGUCACUACCACGUGGAUUCGUCCUGUUACGGGCUUGCCGGUUGGUUCUUCUACUAGUUGCUGAUAAAGGGGGUGUCCAUGGACAGGUAUCCGUCGGAAGAAGUACGGAAGUGUGAGGAGUUUAUCGAUUGUAAGAUGAAACCUUCUCUGGUUCGUGCCACUGUCGAGCGGAACAAGCUCUUUGAACAGCAGAAGAUUUUCUCAGAUCUGCGAAAGAACAUAGAAAAUCUACAAAAGAACAGCAUAACUAAUCUAAGGACAAUGGUCAACAUUGGGUCUGAAGUGUACAUGCAGGCUGAGGUAUCUGACACCCAAAGGAUCUUCGUCGAUAUCGGCUAUGGGUUUCACGUGGAAUUCACAUGGGAUGAAGCUCUGAACUACAUACCACUAAGGGAAGAGUUAUUAGCAAGACAGAUAGAAGAGUGCACUUGUAGGAUUGUCCGGAUUAAGGCCGAUAUCAAGCGGAUUCAUGAAGGGAUACGACAGUUGCUUCAAAUUCCACAGGAGCCAUAUGUAGAAGAGCGAGUCUUUUAGCAGCGCAUUCGAAUGUCUCAUGUAAUUCUCUUCUUUUUGGCACUUAAAACAACGAACUUGAUAACUCAAGAGACUGGUACUGUUUGAUUAUACAGAUAUUGUAAAUAGAUGCAUCGGCGGGCUAAUUUUGUGUCUCGUCUGGGUUACAUGAAAAUGGAUUGUACAUUCUUCUAA